AUGGCCGACUACGAGCGCCGGAACAAUGGCUACCGGGGUGGUGGUGGUGGUAGUGGUGGUGGCGGGGGCGCAAGCGCCGCUAUCGAGAAUGAUGAGGACUUUGAUCGCCGCCCCUCAGAGACGGAGAUACGAGGAGCCACUGCUGCUCGGAGAGUCGAGGAUGAUGUCGUGAUAAUUGCAAAGACUGUGGCUGAAAAUUAUGACGACGAAGAGCUGCGCGACACCUUGAUCAACAUUUCCUUGACCUCCCUAUUCGCGUACAACAACAAGCCGGAGCUGGGAACGGAGCUCUUGAACAAGGCGGCGUCGGCUCUCCAGAAAUACAUUGAUUCCGGAUCAUGGCGCGAGGUCAAGCUUCUCGUCCGGUUCCUGGGAUGUCUGCAGCCUCUUUUCGAGAGCGAUGGCAUCUUUACACUUUUGGAGGAGCUGUUUGCCCGCGCGGUUGAUCUCCAGACCGCAUCCUCGGAAGACUUGCUCGGUCUGGAGCUUGUCAAAAUUAUCCUCUUCACCAUUCCCUAUGUGAUGUCGUCCCCUGCUACUGGCUUCGAAUCUCAAGCUUCCGCACUUCUCGAAAAGACCGACAUCAUUGCCUCUACUCCCCACGCCCUUGUGGACUUGGUCAACAUUUCAGGCCAGCUUCAGGGUGAAGCUAGCAAAGGUUGGGAGUUGAAGUGUCUGCCCCGACCAUGGAAGGAUGUCCGGGAAUCAGAUGGGGACGAGCAAAAGCCUUUCGAGGCAGUGGCCAAGAUCGCCUUCCCGCAGAUCACUGUCCCCAACCCUGAGGUUGAUACCGUGCCUCCCGUCUCGGACAUCACCUCCUCGCUCUUGCGAGACGCCUUGGUGGAUACCCUCAACCUCCUCGACUUUAACCGCGUCGCAACGGCUAAGUACCUUAUCGACCUAUGGAAGCCCGAGGACAUGGCGGUGGAUGCGGUCUUUUCACAGCUGUUCCAGCUGCCUACGCCGGAACACAAGCUUGUGUACUAUCACUCCGUAUUGACCGAGUGCUGCAAGAUCGCCUCUGCAGCAAUUGCCCCGAGCUUGGGCCGUGCCAUUCGAUUCCUGUACAACAGCUUGGAGACCAUGGAUCUGGAACUGAGCAACCGGUUCUUGGAUUGGUUCGCCCACCACCUGAGCAACUUUGGUUUCACCUGGAAGUGGAGUGAAUGGAAGGACAAAGAGCUCGGGCAGCUCAUCCGCAAAAAGGCAACCGAUGAUGAACUCCAGCCCAUCAUUGCUGCCAUCGAAGAGCAAGCACAGGGCCUGGGUGUGGAAGACCCUAAGGUUCCUUCGACAGACGCCCUCGUUGCUUCCAUCUGCUUCGUGGGUUCCAAGUCUCUGUCCACGUCCUGUACCAUCGAGCGUAACAAGGACCGUCUGCUCGCCGUUGGUGCAGCCUCUGAGAAGGCCCGCUUGCAAAUAAUCACCUCGGUCAUGGUGUACUGGGCCGACCAGACGGGCAUUGCCAUCAACAUCAUCGACAAGCUGCUCAACUACACCAUUAUCAGCCCUAUGUCCGUUCUGGAGUGGGCUCUCAUUGACCACAUCGAGGCUGGCGCCAUCCUCUCCAAGCCCCACAUCUACGAGAUGAUCGCCGCCACCGUUGGCAAGGUCACCAACCGUAUGCGCCAGAUUGUGGCUGCUCGCACUCAGAAAGGCCUGUACGAGCCCCAGCUCAGUGUUCUUGAAGACACUCUGAUCCGCGAACGGGUCGAGAUGAGGAAUCUCUUCAAGUUCAUCGAGGACGCCGUUGUCUCCGUUGCCACCGGCAGCAACGACGAGCUCAUGGAGCGUGGCGAUGGAUCGGUUGAUAUGCCCGAACGCCAUCCUCCGCCAGCUGCCGUCGAGGACGCCUUCAUCUCUGAUGCGCUGGUCAAUGCCACCCCGGUUGGCACCAAUGCCCCCAUGCGCGAGGAUCCUGCGGAUACCGCGGCUGACGGGGACAUUCACAUUGCUGAUGCGGAUGGGCAAUAA
Molecule: messenger RNA, 1974 nt
Organism: Penicillium subrubescens
Lineage: Eukaryota; Fungi; Ascomycota; Eurotiomycetes; Eurotiales; Aspergillaceae
Product: NCBP1 family protein
Exons: 10
Coding region: 1-1974 (657 amino acids)
Biological process (GO): mRNA export from nucleus; nuclear-transcribed mRNA catabolic process, nonsense-mediated decay
Cellular component (GO): nucleus; nuclear cap binding complex
Molecular function (GO): mRNA binding; RNA cap binding
Source: RefSeq, a predicted model, not a curated record